Messenger RNA from Amborella trichopoda, 2714 nucleotides. It is a transcript of the gene MYB3R-5, whose product is annotated as myb domain protein 3r-5. The record is from RefSeq and is a predicted model, not a curated record. Gene Ontology annotation, molecular function: RNA polymerase II cis-regulatory region sequence-specific DNA binding; DNA-binding transcription factor activity, RNA polymerase II-specific. Gene Ontology annotation, cellular component: nucleus. Gene Ontology annotation, biological process: regulation of DNA-templated transcription. NCBI's taxonomy places the organism in Eukaryota, Viridiplantae, Streptophyta, Magnoliopsida, Amborellales, Amborellaceae.
GCCGUCUCUCUCUCUCUUCCUCAUUUCCUCUCUCUUCAAAUCUCUCUUUCUCUCUCUAAGGGACUCGUAACGUCUUGCGAAAGCCUUUAGUCUCUUCCUCUCUCUUCGCCUACGGUCACUUUCUCUCUCUAAACCUACUAAGACCCUCCUCUCUCUCUCUCUCUAGGAAUGUAACGAUCUUCAAGGGCCUUCACUUUCUCUCUAACCUUUGCUCUCCCUCUCUCUCACCUCUGUGAAGGUUUUGGCUUUGCUUCUUUCUGUAAUCGUCUAUGCUUUGAGCUCUCUUCUUCCCGCCAUUUUCUGGACCUGAAGUGAUUGAGUUUUUGGUUUUCAAAUAGAGAUAUGGGCGUUGUUUGGGAUGAGGAAAUUCGAGAUUUCGAGAUGUGAUUGUAGCGAGAAAGGAGAAGAUGGUGGCCGUGAAAACUGAGCAUGACUGUGUAGAGAACAAGCAACCUGCUGCAACUUCGAGCUCUUCGGUUUCUGAUGGCAACUGUUCUUGUGUACAGAAGCCUUCAUGUCGGUGUAGCCCUACUUCAUCGUCUCCUUCUCACUGGAGGAGAGCUAGUGGUCCCAUAAGGCGUGCAAAGGGGGGUUGGACACCCCAAGAGGAUGAGAUAUUGAGGAAUGCUGUCAAUUAUUUCAAAGGAAAAAGCUGGAAGAAAAUAGCUGCAUAUUUCCCACAUAGAUCUGAAGUUCAAUGCUUACAUCGAUGGCAAAAGGUUCUCAAUCCAGAGCUUGUGAAGGGACCAUGGACCAAAGAGGAGGAUGAUAUGAUCAUUAAACUGGUUGAAAAAUAUGGAGCAAAGAAGUGGUCUGUUAUAGCUCAGUCUUUACCAGGUCGCAUAGGCAAGCAAUGUCGGGAGAGGUGGCAUAAUCAUUUAAACCCUGAAAUAAAGAAAGAUGCAUGGACAGUUGAAGAAGAGCUGGCACUCAUUCGUGCCCACCAGAGUUAUGGGAACAGAUGGGCAGAAAUAGCAAAGUUUUUACCUGGAAGGACGGAUAAUUCAAUAAAGAAUCACUGGAAUAGCUACUUAAAAAAGAAGUUGGAUGUGUAUCUGGCGACUGGGCAGCUUCCACAGUGUCAGAAAACAAUUGCCCAAAAUGGCGAUAAAGUUUCAUCAAGACCAGUGAAUGGAAAAUCAUCUGCUUCUUGCAGUCAACAGUUGGAUUUGAAACCAGAUAUAAAACCAAGCAUGCAAAUGUGCUCCAAUGCUUCUGUAAUAUCUGGAACUACACAACGUGCUUCUCAGACAGUGGAUUUGCAAAUUGAGGGAGAACAAAAAGAACAAUUGGGUUGUUCUAGAACACCAAUUUCUGCUGCAAAUUCCAUGGGAAAAGUGCCUCUUGAUGCAACCCCACGAUCUGACUUCAUUAGAUUGAAUUCCCAAACAAGGAAUGGAUGCAAGAAAUCAAACUCAAGUAUAAUGUCAAAGAGUUUUGGAAACAGUGAAACUGGUACGUUUGAAAAAGUUUCUACACCAUUGUUACCUUCUGAUAAUCCAAACUUGGGCCCAUUAUAUUAUGAGCCCCCUCGAUUGACAGAUUUCGAUAUUCCUAUCAUCAGUGAGAUAUUGAAUACAGACAGUUGUAUUCAACACUUGUACAGCCCUCGGAAUAUAAACUCACCCACUAUUUCGCGUACGCCAAGUCAUUUGAAGCGUGCUGCUAUUAGUGACAGCAGUCCUGAGUCAAUAUUGAGGAGUGCUGCUAAGAGUUUUACAAAUACCCCAUCCAUUUUAAGGAAGAGGUCAAGGGGAGCUUCUUCUUCACCUGUACGUUUGAAUGGAACUCGAGGAUCCACCAAUUGCAUAGAAACACCAUCUGGUUCGUGUACUCCUGAAGCUAAAAUUGCAAGUGAAUGUAGUGAUCAAAGAUUGGGGUCUGGACCAGGUGAGACUACACCAGAAGAUUGUGAUGGUGGAUACAAUGCUUUUAGUGGAACAUCCCUUUUCACUUCUUCACCAUACUAUUUGAAGCCAAAACGUAAAAGUAAUGCUAGAUCAGUGGAGAAACAGCUGGAGUUUCCUUUAGAAGAGGGGCAUCAUACUGGUGGAAUGAGAUUUAGUUUCUUGUCAAUCAAUCCUGAGAGUCAUGAUCCUGUUAGUGAUCCCAACAAGAGGUCUUUCGAUACAUUAGAAAAGACAGCAGCUGGAUUUGAAGUCUUAACCAAGGACUGUAAACCCGCCACCAAGAUGAAUGUCAAUCUUGGCAUGGAACAGGGGAUGCCAAUUUCAUAAGGCCGGUCAUUGUUCACCAUUGAGAAGAAUUAUCGUAUGAAAAUAUACAGAUGGAUCAGAUCACAGACAAUCCACGGUAAAGGCUUGACUGUUUUGGAAGGAGAGAAAUCAUAAAGGGACGAGUCAUUUUAUUGGCAAAAGCAUGGUUCGGAGGAGCCCAGCUUUCUCAUCUACCAGUUCUGCAAGCAUCGGUGAACAGGUUUAUCAACUUUGGAUGAGAGAGAAACAUGCAGCGAGAUGUAUCGUGUCAGGAAUGUUCAUACUUUUUUCGAAUAAGAACAGGUUCAUAAUUACUGUGAAAAGUCCCAUUUUUAUGAUUCAUAUGGGCGUUGUGUACCAUAAAAGGCUUCCAAAAGAAGCAAAGGAAGCCUUGAGAAUUGCACUUUGAUGCCUGCCCUGGCUGUUUCUGGUCUCUCUCUCUCACACGUGAAUAGAAACGAUUUAUUUUUAUAGAAGUGUACAAAGAGACUUUUUAUU